AUGACCUCUAUUGGAACAGGAUACGAUCUUUCAGCGAGCACGUACUCGCCCGAUGGUCGUAUAUUUCAGGUCGAGUAUGCCAAUAAAGCAGUAGAGAACUCUGGCACUGCUAUAGGACUGCGUGUGAAGGAUGGAAUCGUUCUAGCAGUGGAAAAACUAGUACAUUCGAAGCUCUUGAUUCCAGACGCCAAUCGAAGAAUACAGACUCUGGAUAGACAUCUGGGCCUGGCUACCGCGGGUUUACUUGCAGAUGGUCGUCAGCUUGCUAACCGGGCAAGGGACGAAUCGGCCAAUUUCCGUGAUAGCUUCAGAUCACCAGCGCCCGUGAAGUACAUUGCUGAUCGCCUCGGCUCUUACGUUCAAGUGUAUACCCUCUAUUCGUCUGUACGACCUUUUGGAAUAAGCACCAUUAUUGGAGGUGUCGACCAGGAUGGUCCCUCGCUCUUUGUCAUCGAACCGAGUGGUGUUUUCUUUGGGUACCACGGAGCAGCCGUUGGUAAAGGCCGUCAACUUGCAAAGACAGAAUUGGAGAAACUCAAAUUGUCUGAACUCACAAUGAGGCAGGCUGUACUCGAGGCAGCUCGAAUCAUUUAUCUAGUUCAUGACGAUUCAAAAGAAAAGACGUUUGAGCUCGAGAUGUCAUGGAUUGGAGACGAGACAAAUGGACUUCACGUUCCUGUACCAAAAGAUUUACUGGCGGAGGCGGAACAGAAGGCCAAAGCUGCGCUUGAGGACUUUGAGUAA
Molecule: messenger RNA, 744 nt
Organism: Lentinula edodes (shiitake mushroom)
Lineage: Eukaryota; Fungi; Basidiomycota; Agaricomycetes; Agaricales; Omphalotaceae
Product: proteasome subunit alpha type-3
Exons: 7
Coding region: 1-744 (247 amino acids)
Biological process (GO): ubiquitin-dependent protein catabolic process
Cellular component (GO): proteasome core complex, alpha-subunit complex; nucleus; proteasome core complex
Source: RefSeq, a predicted model, not a curated record